Lonchura striata (white-rumped munia) is the source of this 2938-nucleotide messenger RNA. The record is from RefSeq and is a predicted model, not a curated record. NCBI's taxonomy places the organism in Eukaryota, Metazoa, Chordata, Aves, Passeriformes, Estrildidae.
ACAAGAUGGCGGGCGGGGGGCGGGAGAAGCCGCCUCAGCGACGUCGCCGCAGCCGCCUCCGCUCGCCUCCGACCAUGGAGGAGCCGCCGCUCCAGCAGCCGCCGCCGCCGCCCGGGGAAGACGAAGAGGAAGGGGAGGAGGAGGAAGAAGAGGAGGCGGACGCUGAGUGGAGCUUCGUUGACCGCGAGAUGGAGGCGGUGGCGCUGCGCGACCUGCCCACCGCCACCAUCGCCUGCAGGCUGGACCCGCGCGUCUUCCAGGACGGCCCGUGCCGGGCCAAAUUUGAAUCCCUGUUCCGACCCUACGACAGGGACCUCACCUUUCAGUAUUUUAAGAGCUUCAAAAGGGUGAGAAUAAACUUCAGCAACCCUUUGUCUGCAGCAGAAGCCAGGAUCCAGCUGGACAAGACAGAAUUCCUUGGAAAAGAACUCAAACUCUAUUUUGCUCAGGUAAAAAAAAAGCUUGUUGGGAUUAUCCUGGGGGGAAUUAAAGCUUUCCUUGUUCUGAUUCCCAUAAAUCCUCCAGCUGAUGGGUGGAAGAACAUCCCCCACCAUGUCCCAUUUUCUGAGGAAUUCCGCUGUCUCCCUGCAGGGGACAAGUACGAGCUGCACGCGGCCACGGCCACCACUCCCAGCGUGGUCGUGCACGUCUGCGAGAGCGACCAGGAGAGCGAGGCCGAGGAGGAGCCCAGAAAACCCAAACCCAAAAUCAUCCAGACCCGCCGGCCCGACUACGCCCCCGCCCACCUCAGCUGAGCCGGGCCCCGUUUCCAGGGGAAAGCCAAAAUUCCGAGGAUUCGCGGCGCUAAACCGCCCGGAACGGCGGCUGCGGGAGGAGAAUUCCAGGUGUGCUCCAGAGGAGGGAAUGCCGCGCUCGGUUUGGAGUCGAUGCCGUGUGCUGAGGGAAUUCCUGGAUCCUGGGAGCAAAGGAUGGGAGAAGGGGACAUUUUGGGACAUAACUGGGCUUAUUCUGGGGGAAAAUUCCUUGUGACACCCGCGGUGGGUGUUUGGAAAACCUUGGGAUAACGGGGUUGGAAGGAUGAUGGGAAUUUUGGGAGCUUAACCCUUUUUCUUACGCUAGGUUUUGUGCAUGUUUCUUCUUGGUCUUCUCAAGUAAUUUGCUUUCUUUUCUAGAGUUUCUCCCAAGUUUCUGGAAAUCUGGGAAUUGUUUCCAAGUAUUUAUUAUCUCAGCAUCCCAGAAUUCCUCCUGGAUGUGUACAUACAUGAUAUAUUUAUAUUUGGUUUUAUUGGCCCUCGUUUUCCAGCAGGAUCCAAUUCCUCCAGCACCCGCUUUUGGUGCUCUGGAAGUUGUGCUUUUUAAAAUUUUCACCUUUGGAAUUCCUGCAGAGGGUUUUACCUGGCAGAGCAGUGGAAAAACGUGCAAUAGGAGAGUUGUUGGAAUACAUGGAUUUUAAAUUAUUUAAGUUCAGAUAAUUUAUAUCUUCAUUAGGAUUUGUUGGGGAGCUUUGACUCGAGGAGGGAAAAAAGGACUCGGAUAAUGCUGAUGGUGCAUAUUCAGAGCAGGGGGAUUUUUCCAGUGGGGAAAAAAAAAAUUAUGGAGAAACUUGAAUCUGCAUUUUUGGUGAGUAAAGUUUGGAUUGGGAUUGGAAAAUUCCACCCAGGACGUAGUGAGGAGAGCUGGAGUGCCUUUGCCUUGUCCAUUCCUACUCCAAGCUGCACACUUGGAUCUUUUUCUACUGGCUUUGGAUAUCCAAAAAUCCAAACUUUCUGAGCUUUGCUUCCAAACUCAGCUGGGAUGAAAUGCUUAAUGCCAAGGAAUGCUGAUUUAAGCAGUGGGAAUAUGUGGGAGAAGCUUUAGGGCUUUUUUUUAUGGCAGUGUUUAAAGGCUCCUAAAUGCAAAUUUCAAAGAAGAAAAACAGCAGAAAUAUUUUAAUACUGUUUUUUAAACUGGAGAUCCUCACCUUGAAGCAGGGUUCAGGAUUUUUUGGGAAGAGACAGGAAUUGCUAUCCAUAGAAAAUACCACUUGGGGGUUUGGAAAAGGGAUUGUGGAGCCUCUCUCAUCGUGUUUUUAGGAAUCAGAUCUGGCUCUCUCAUGGUUUGCUCUUGCCACAGUCGGUCUGAGAAGAGAUUGAAGCAAAUGUUGACUGAAAUCCUGGUUGACACCUUGGUUUUUUAAAUAAUAUUUGUUUUAAAAAGAGUGGAGCCCUUCCAGGCCACGGUGCAGGGAAGCAGGUUGUUCUGGAAGGCCUGGAAUUCCUGACUGGAACAGAAAUCCGGGCCUGGAGACCAGGAAUAUCCUGAAUUUCCUGCUCUAGCUUGGAUUGUUAUUCCCUGGAAACUGGAACAAAGCCUGGCUCUGGUGGCUGAGUGACCCUGGCUCCUUGGGAGCUGUUGGGAAGAGCUGAUUCCAUGGAUGGCUGGAGCUGGACACAGGAAAAUCAGAUUAUUUUGGGUUACCCACGUGCUGCACUCAACGCCCAAAAUAAAGGAAUUAAGUGGAGAAAAACUUGGUAGGUUUGCCACAACUGCCUUGAAGCCUUUCCAAGAGCUUUCCACGUUUCUCAAAUGACUGCUGGACUUUGUGUCUCACCACAUUCAGUUCCAGACAUGGGGAAUAAUUCCUGUCCUGUCCUUUUUCCCUGGAAAAUCAAAGCAUGAGUUUGGCAGUAGAAACCCAGGUGGCUGCUGCUGUGUUCCCUACAGAAGCACAGCUGCUUUUCAAUUCAAACCAUCAAUAAAUCUGAUUUUUGUCAUUUUAAGACCUGACCCCUGCCUGAGGUGGGAACCAUGGAAAUCUUGGAAUGCUCUCAGUGUGUUCCUGGUUGGAUCUGUCACCUCCUGUCCUCAUGACUCCAGUGUGCUGCUUGCUUUUUCUGGUUAUUUUUGUAAAGUUCCAAUGGAUGCUUGGUUGGUAUUUUAUACACUUGUAUAGCACGGGGCAGAUUGAUAUUAAAAUAUUUUGUUGUCUUCUUGUAAA